This is a messenger RNA of Eriocheir sinensis (Chinese mitten crab), 3081 nucleotides long. It is a transcript of the gene Cdk5, whose product is annotated as cyclin-dependent kinase 5-like. Gene Ontology annotation, cellular component: nucleus; cytoplasm. The record is from RefSeq and is a predicted model, not a curated record. Gene Ontology annotation, molecular function: ATP binding; cyclin-dependent protein serine/threonine kinase activity. The coding region runs from base 949 to 1839 and encodes 296 amino acids. Gene Ontology annotation, biological process: protein phosphorylation; synaptic vesicle transport; axonogenesis. NCBI's taxonomy places the organism in Eukaryota, Metazoa, Arthropoda, Malacostraca, Decapoda, Varunidae. The transcript has 8 exons.
CGGAGUUGUUGCGGGGCGGGGCGGGAGAGUCAAGGUCAAAUAGCGUGCUGGGGGAAUAUUUAGACGGUGAUGCAUGUUUCCUCGGGUUCUGGUGGUGGUGGCGGUGUUGUUGUUGUGUCUGACGAGGCCCAGGGAAGGUCGCGCCGCCCCCUCACCGGGAAGUUUAUGGUGCCUCACCCUUCAAGCCUCCCCUCGCUUCACACCGCCAGGCAGUAGCAAUGGAGGGAGGGAGGAGAGGGGAGCGGGGCGCGGGAAACAGUGACAGCGCGUGACAGCACAAGAGACGCUGAGCUGAGGCCACAAAGGCAACAACAACAACAACAACACGCCAGAAUAACAGCGCAAUAACGACAUAACUUGACGUGUUGGACGGGAAAAGAUUACCUGAGGCACGUUUUAUCACGGUGCCCAGAUAACUUGUCAUAAAAGGAAGGCUAACCACUUGAAGCAAAUGUCGAACAGAGAGGAAGGAUGAAGAGAAUAACUGAAAAAUACAUUACAGUAACCAAGGAGAAGCCAAAAAAAGUUAUAUAUGGAAAAAAGUUGUAUAUUGGAAAAAGACAGACAACUAAGAGAAGACCAAAAAGAAAGUUAAAGUGUAGGAAGAAAAAUGAAAGGAAAGAAAAACGAGCCCAUGACAGGAGGUGCCGUUACGAAGAGAAUAACUGAAAAUAAAAUACAGUAACCAAUAAGAAACCAAAAAGAGUUAUAUAUGGAAAAAAAUGUAGAUUGGAAAAAGACAGACAACUAAGAGAAGGCCAAAAAGAAAGUUAAAGUGUAGGAAAAAAGAAUGAAAGGAAAGAAAACCUUCUUCUUCUUCUUCUUCUUCUUCUUCUUGGGUGUUUUAUGGGGCUAGAAAACCGAGCCCAUGACAGGAGGUGCCGUUAGGAAGGCAGAAGGAGACGUCGCCGAUGUAAACAAACCAGUGGCCGAGGCUGAAGAGGGACCAUGCAGAAGUAUGAGAAGCUGGAGAAGAUCGGGGAAGGCACAUAUGGUACUGUGUUCAAGGCCAAGAACAGGGAGACGCAGGAGAUUGUGGCCCUGAAGAGAGUGCGGCUGGACGAUGACGAUGAGGGAGUGCCCUCAUCAGCACUGAGGGAGAUCUGUCUGCUGAAGGAGCUGAAGCACAAGAACAUCGUGCACCUCCAUGAUGUGCUGCACUCAGACAAGAAACUCACGCUGGUUUUCGAACACUGCGACCAAGAUCUCAAAAAGUACUUCGACAGCCUCAAUGGGGAAAUCGACCCAGACAUUGUUAAGUCCUUCAUGUUCCAGCUUCUACGAGGCCUGGAGUUCUGCCACAGCCGGAACGUGCUGCACCGAGACCUCAAGCCACAGAACCUUCUCAUCAAUAAGAAUGGGGAGCUGAAGUUGGCGGACUUUGGGUUGGCGAGGGCGUUUGGCAUCCCCGUGCGCUGCUACUCAGCCGAGGUGGUGACGCUGUGGUACCGGCCGCCUGACGUGCUCUUUGGUGCCAAGCUCUACAACACCUCCAUUGAUAUGUGGUCGGCUGGGUGUAUAUUUGCAGAGUUGGCCAAUGCUGGCCGCCCACUCUUCCCUGGCAGUGACGUGGACGACCAAGUCAAACGCAUCUUCAAGCUCCUUGGGACUCCCACGGAGGAGACUUGGCCUGGCAUGACCUCCCUGCCGGACUACAAGACCUUUCCCCUCUACCAGCCCACCAUGACGCUGGCUCAGGUCUGCCCUAAGCUGAGUAGCAAGGGCAGGGAUCUCCUACAGAGGCUGCUAAUUUGCAAUCCUGCUGCAAGAAUGAAUGCAGAGGACGCCAUGGCUCACUCCUACUUCGCCGACCUCUCCCCCUCCAUCAGGAAUGUGUGACAGACAAACCACCAGACGGGCCAGUAUUGCCACCACACGGGAGGAGGUUUUGUAUGGCGUCAAUGUGUGUGUGUUUUUGGAAGUUGAUCAUAUUACAAACACUUGGUGGUUCUCUUCAGCUUCCGAGGUUAAAACGUUCAUACUAUUGGAUCUGCUUGAUUGUUUGUUCUGUGUAUUUUUUUGUUGUUAGUUUUGAUCUCUUCUAUUUUUUAGUUGUUUGUUGAGUUCAUUUGCAUUCAGGGCAACAUUAAGAUUUUUAGAAAUGUGCUUCAGAUCAUGUUCAGUAUCUGGUUAUUGAGGUGGCUGGGGUGUGUUGUGUUCGUGUCAUACCUUUAGUGGCAUAUGCCUGGGUACCCCGGCCCAUCCCUGCACCUCAUCCAACCCAAGAGUGGUGAGCAUGUGAAGGAAUGACAAUAUUGUUGAAGUGUUUCCUGCAUAUCAAGAGAAUGGAAGGCAAGGUGUCUGUAGUACCAUAGUAUUCAUGAUCUCUUUGUCCAGUAUAUUUGUACAGUAAGGUAUGAUUACUCAUACAAAAUUGAUGUCCGAUACUUGAGAAGUUUGGUGGUUAAAACCAUUCUUGUGUUCGUAACAUAGACCUGAUACAUUUUGGCUACAUUGCCUUAUCAUAGUUGACCAUAUGACCUUUGUUUUGGGUAAAAAGUAAUAUUUCUAACCAAAAUCAGUCAGGAAUAUCUUGUAGGUCCUUAGGAAAUACUUUGAACCAUAUGAGGUACCCAGAACUAUCUUAGACCAAUCAAAAUCUUUGUCUGUUCAGGUAGACUUGAUUAUUAAUGCAGAGACCUUUCUUAAUUAAAGCUUUGUUAACCAUAGUCCCUCAGUGAUAAAUUUUAUGAACAAAUUCCGUACAAAUUGUUCAUAAGAAUAUUUUGUACAAAUGAAUCACUAUUUUUUUCAGAGAAAAUAAUUAUCAUAGGUAAACCUGCUACUCAGGAGUAGAGUGACCUGUAGAAAUAAUUAGAGGUGAUAAUGAUUCUUCUUCACAGACAACCAAGACAUCAAACGUUCAUCACAAUCUGUCAAGUGUAUGUUAUUUAGUUCCAUUAUGUGAGGAAUGUGAACCUCAGACUGAAACAAGCUGCCAAAUGUGCACCAAAACCUCCACUCACUGCGAGGGAACGAGUCUUGCAGCAGAGCACAGCUACAGCUUUUGGGCUUGGCUCCUUCAGGGGCUUCCUUCAAAAUCAGGGUAAUUUGAGGGGGCCUCCCAGCCCUCUUUUUUUU